Molecule: messenger RNA, 696 nt
Organism: Ficedula albicollis (Collared flycatcher)
Lineage: Eukaryota; Metazoa; Chordata; Aves; Passeriformes; Muscicapidae
Gene: FSAF1
Product: chromosome 3 open reading frame, human C1orf131
Exons: 6
Source: RefSeq, a predicted model, not a curated record
CCCCCCCCCCCCCCCCCCCCCCUGGAGGUCGUGGUGUUCCGCGCGAGGAAGAGGAAGGAGCGGCACGGCCCCGCGGCAGCGCCCGCCGGCCGGGCACAGACCCAAAUAGUGAAUGAAGAGAAAAAUGAAGUCAGACAAGAAUUUAACUUUGAAAAGGCUCGCCUGGAAGUGCACAAGUUUGGGAUCACUGGCUACAAGAAGCAGGAGCAACGUGUUUGGGAACGGGAGCGUGCCAUCAUGCUGGGAGCCAAGCCCCCCAAAAAGGCACAUGUGAACUACAGGACUUACCAAGAGAAACUGAAAGAGAAAAAAGCAGCAAAGGAUGCUGAUAAGGAAAAGGAACAUAAAGGUGAUUCUGUUAAGAAAAAGAAGAAACAGAAAGAAGAGAAGGAGAGGAAGGCCAAAAGGAAGAAAUCAGUGCCUAGCAUUUGGCCUGCAGGACAAGUUGGAAAAUUCAGAAAUGGGACCUUGAUUCUGCAAAGCCGUGACAUAAAGAAAAUUAAAUCAUCUAAAGUUAGCAAAUGAACUUCACGAUACAGAGUGAAAUGGACAAUAUGCAUAAGAGAAUUCACAUUGCUACCAACACAGACUUCUGGGGCCUUUUGCCUAUCCACCAUAUCCUAAUUUUUAAUCUUAUUUGUUAUUGCAGGAUUUUUCUGUACUACUCUGCCUCUGGAUGAAUAUUAGAAUUUACCA